This is a messenger RNA of Spirometra erinaceieuropaei, 1216 nucleotides long. NCBI's taxonomy places the organism in Eukaryota, Metazoa, Platyhelminthes, Cestoda, Diphyllobothriidea, Diphyllobothriidae. The record is from the annotation of a GenBank genome assembly.
AUGGCCUUAACAGGUUCCCUUUGUUUUUUACUUAGUCUAGCCAUAGUCGGUAAGUCAACCUCCUUCCCAUGUCCAAUACUCAAUCCGCUUUUAAAUAAUUCCAUCUGACCUGAAUAUAAUAGGAAUUUUUUAUUGUUGCUAGCGCUCAGUCAAGCCACAGAGCUAACUAUAGGCCGGCAACCUGGGACACAGCUCAAAAAUGACUCUGCAACUAUUCCGUUCGUUGCACAGGUAUGGUUCUCUACGAGAAAAAUGAAUUGCAAAAUUUGAGUGCAUAUGGAUUUCUGGAUUUUAUGGAUUUUCCGCACCUUAUGACAAAAUAAACGUGGCUGUCAGUGACUUUGAGCGUGCCCCGUGAUUAAAUCAAUUUGUACAUUUAUCAUCGCGCAGGCUGUAGUUGGACAAUGCGAUGACACUAACAGAGUAUGCGGUCGGAUUGGCGGUAAGUUACCUUAUAUACCACAACUAUUAACGACACAUUUUCUGCUGAAUUCAUUCACACGUCUUUUACUAGGACACAAGGAGACAUUCACUAUUCGCGCUGGAACACAAAUACAACAAGAUACACAAUUAAUUAGUGUUAUGGACGAUAAGGGUUCAGGCGCAAUGAUAGUUGUAAACGGUAAGCGACCUUUUUGCUUUAACGCAAAUUUACAUUCGUUGCUUUACCUUUAAAGAUCAUACAUUGAAUGGUGGAGAGAAACCACUGGGUCAGUUGACUGUGAAGAAUGGUGCAGUGCAGAAGGAUGGAGUGUUUACGGCGCCAUUCCUCAUUAAUGUAAGUCCAUCCGCUACUUAAUAAAACGACUUUCCUCAUUCGCUGAAAAUAAUGUUCUCACUCUAUUUCCUUUACAGGAAAUCCAUCCAAACAUCACGUACGAAACUGAUAAAAGUAAGUAAAGUUCAAUGCCACAUUGAAGAAACAGUUUCUACACUCUUUUAAGUUGUAAACCUGUCUUUCCACUUGAAGAACAUUAGUAGCCCUCAAACAGUGGACCCAACGCUUAAUUACCUUUGAUGUACUCCACACUUUUUAGAAGGAACAGUCAUUUUGCUAAAUGGGCCAAUGGGAAAUGAGCCAGUCGACAUCCAAUUCGCAGCAAAUCAAGAUGGAACCGGAGACAAGUUUACGCUGAAAGUUUACCCUGGCACCGCAGCUGUAAAACAAUUCUGCCUUGCUCCCCUCAUCGUAGUGUCAGCAAUGCUGCUCACUUAA